CAAGUAAAAAGUGGCCAGUUUAGUUUCUUUUUUUGAGAAAAAUAUAUGAUAACUUACUCUUGAACUCCUUUCUAUCCUGAGAAUUCAUCUUGCAGAGAACUCAAGGCACCGAACUCGUUUCAAAGUUUGUUGCAUAACUUUAAUUUUGUCAUGUUUUUUUCUGAGACAUUGUCAGACGUCAACACACAAUUCUACUUUUUUUUAAGACCCGCCAUCUUGAAAUUCCCGCGAUGGACACAUUAGCUGUUCUUUUUCCAAAGGGGUGCUAUCGUUGGCUGGCUGGCUGGCUGUGGUUGAGAAUAGAGGGCGCUGUUUAAAGAUUUACACAGACUUUUCCUGAACUUCUGAAGGACGGAGAAACACAUGUACGACAUGGAGGUAGAAAUAACUUUAGGGUUUGGUAGUAUUAUUUUGGAGAAAGUUAACUGAACAGUCAAUUGGAACGGAGUGAAUGGUAUACUAUGGUCCAAAAUGCUUAUUUUCUACGCACAUUAAUUGGGCAGGCACAUUCAUUUAAUUGUAAAGGCUUGUUUGCACAACGAGCACUUACUGUUUUUACCACAGUAAACAAGAAACAUCAUGAUGAACACGUGUUGUGGCAGUGGAGCAAAAAAUGUAGUGGGACAACUCCGUGCAUCUCCAAAACAUCACUGACUCGGAGUUUAUCAUUCGACAACAGCGACAGUCAUAUCCAAAAGCAACAACUUGAACAAGCAAUGGAGGUAGAAUUAGACAUCCACGAACAAGCCAAGAUGUUGAAAUCUGAUAGUGAUACUGCUGAAUCUAGUAGAACCGUGGAUGUUGUUGUGACAUCCGAACAAGAAUGUGGGUCUCCGGUUUGCCGCGACCAGGGUGUUGACCCGCAGCCGCCGCAGUGGGACGGCAGCACCCAGCCAGACGUCCCGCUGACAGCGGAGGGUGGUGCCACGGCAGACUCGGCGAGAAGCUACGCAGAAAAGAGGAAGUGGUUUGGUGAUCAAACUAAAACUAAAACUAAAAAGGGCAAGAAACUGGACCGACAUCCAAAGAAGAUACAGAAGUUUGCCAAUGAUGAGAAGUUUAACGAAACCUCCUACUACUUUGAAAAUGGUCUGAGGAAAGUAACUCCGUACGUGUUUGUCUUUGAGGCUCAUGUCAAAGGUCGAUGGAUGAAGCGGUCUGUAAUGGACGUUUUCAGGAAUGAGUUCAGGUCAGAAACGCCAGAGUAUUAUCAAAAGGCAAUUAGCAGCGGGUUGAUAACCAUUGAUGGGAAGAAAGUCUCACUAGAUAAGAUUCUGGUUAACAAUGAGUUCCUACGGUCCAUGGUUCACCGCCAUGAGCCACCAGUAACCAGUCAACCCUUGGAUCUAAUCACAGUCGAUGAGGAGUACGUUGUCAUCAACAAGCCGGCUUCGAUACCGGUUCAUCCGUGCGGCAAAUAUCGUCACAACACCAUCAUAUUUCUCUUGGGUAAAGAAUAUGGCUUUACUGGACUGCACACGAUACACCGUCUGGACAGGUUAACCUCGGGACUGCUCAUGUUUGCAAGGACUCGUGAAGUUUCACAGCGAGUUGAUGCUUAUGUACGAGAGAGGAAACUCACCAAGACGUACGUCUGUAAAGUGGUUGGAGAAUUCCCAAGCGACCCCCUUGAUUGUGUGCAAUCUAUCGUCAUUGUGUCACACAAGAUCGGGGUUUGCAGGGUUGGCCCUGCCGGCAAAGAAUGCAAGACGCACUUUAAACGCCUCAGCUAUGAUGGCCACACAAGUAUCGUGAAAUGUUUUCCUCAUACAGGUCGAAUGCACCAGAUUCGUGUUCAUCUUCAGUACCUAGGGUACCCCAUAGUCAACGACCCUCUGUAUAACAACCCAGUAUGGGGCCCACAGCUCGGUAAAGGGGGUGAUAUACCCCAUACAACAGAACAGGAGCUCUUAAACGAGUUGAUUAAACAGCACUCCGCUGAGUUGGAGUCUCAAGUUAUCCAGGAUCCAGAUGACUUUGUCAAAUCAACAAGAAGCCGUCUCGUCACUAGUCAAAAAGCCCAGUCAAAAGAUAUACAGUCUGUGAACACUUCAUCACUCAGUAGUCCAGAUGAGACGGGAGCUGGAACUAAAAACACUAAAGCUAGUGUUGCUAAUGAGAACAGAAAUAGUGAGUCUCAAACUAAGUGUGAUGUGGACAAUGAGGGCAGCAUUGUUGAACAGGCUGAAGAUACAGCAGAUCAGCGAUGCAGUAGUGCGUCUGUCAAUGACCCGAAUCAGACCGGUGUAAUAAGUGAACCACAGGUUGACAGGGACUUAUCGUGUCAGCCGACUGAUGGCGGAGCAGAGCGCCCUCUAGAGCCUGAGGUAUCAAUGAAGGAGGAAGACCGACGGCAGCUUGUACAGGACAUGUGCAGAGAAUGCAAGCUGAAACUGAGAGACCCCACCCCUGAGGAGAUGGUCAUGUAUCUACAUGCUUUGUCUUAUAAGGGACCAGACUUUGAAUUCACCACCCCAUUACCUAAGUGGGCGGAGGAACAUAUACAGAGGACAACAGCUGUGACCUCUCCAUCAGACUAAACUUCAUAUCUCCUAAUCCUGAAUCUGAUCAGGGCCCAAGUUCAUAGAGCUGAUAAGCAAUAAUUAUGCAACAAAUGGAAAUUUUGUUGGUAAUCCUGCUUUUAUUAAGGAAGAUAUUAAUGCUAAGCAAAUGUGUGUGUGCAGCAGCUCUAUGAAAUUGGGUGCAGGCCCUCUAUUCACAUAGCUUAACUAAAGAGACAGAGGGUAAUACUUUUGAACCAGAACUAUGGCAGACUAUUCUCCUACUUACAUUGCAAGUCUGAUUCUCUAUUUAUUUUUGCCCUCGAGAAAAAUCAGCAAAGUUGUGAAUGAAUAGCAUGAAAAGUGUUUAAAUGUUUAAUCAAGAAAACGUUUUUCAGAUUGAAAUGUUUUUGAAUCCCUCUCUCUAAAACCACAUUUUUUCAAGGGAAUUGUUUGCUCAAAGUAAGUUUUGAUGCUCAUUAAUUUUUAUGAGUAAUUACCAAAGGUAUACCCUCCCUUUAAGUCACUGACCCAUUCCUGCAUGCUUAGUUGCCUGCUUUUUCUAAACACAGUAAUCCAUCCUCAGAUUACCAAAUUUAACCUUUCAGCCAUUUUCUUUUUCAAUUUCCAAACUAACCAAUUUCUUGGUUGAUGAAAUUAAAUUCUGUUCUCACAAUGAUAACUUGACAGUUACUGUACUUUAUCAGAAGUAAUUCAAUUA
Messenger RNA from Asterias rubens (European starfish), 3222 nucleotides. Its product is annotated as RNA pseudouridylate synthase domain-containing protein 2-like. NCBI's taxonomy places the organism in Eukaryota, Metazoa, Echinodermata, Asteroidea, Forcipulatida, Asteriidae. The transcript is spliced from 11 exons. Gene Ontology annotation, molecular function: pseudouridine synthase activity; RNA binding. Bases 462 to 2540 code for a protein of 692 amino acids. Gene Ontology annotation, biological process: pseudouridine synthesis. The record is from RefSeq and is a predicted model, not a curated record.